AUGGCUUUCACAAAGCAGUACCACUUCAUCUGUUUGGCUUUGCUCUUCAUCUUGGGAGCUUUGCCUUUUCGAACUACAUCUCGCAUUCUAUCCGAGGCAUCAAUGAAUCAGAGGCACGAGCAAUGGAUGUCUCAUUAUGGACGCAUAUAUAAGGAUGCCAAUGAGAAGGAAAAGCGAUUCAAGAUAUUUCAACAAAAUGUUGAAUAUAUUGAGUCUUUUAAUAAAGCGGCAAACAGGCCCUACAAGCUAGGAGUCAAUCAGUUUGCGGACCUCACAAAUGAGGAGUUCAAGACCUCACGAAACAAAUUCAAGGGCCAUAUGUGCUCCCCAGCAACAACUUCGUUCAAAUAUGAAAAUGUAACAGCAGUGCCUGCUACUAUGGACUGGAGAAAGAAAGGUGCAGUAACCAGUGUAAAGGACCAAGGCCAGUGUGGAUGUUGUUGGGCAUUUUCAGCAGUGGCAGCCACGGAAGGAAUUACCCAACUAACAACUGGAAAGUUAAUAUCGUUAUCGGAACAAGAGCUGGUCGACUGUGACACUAGCGGUGAAGAUCAAGGUUGUGAGGGUGGUCUCAUGGACGAUGCUUUCCAAUUCAUUCAAAAAAAUAACGGUCUCGCUUCUGAAACUACUUAUCCCUAUGAGGGAACCGAUGGCACUUGCAACACCAACAAGGCAUCAAACCAUGCAGCCAAGAUAACUGGGUAUGAAGAUGUCCCUAACAAUAGUGAGAGUGCAUUACUAAAAGCUGUUGCCAAACAACCAGUCUCUGUUGCCAUUGAUGCUGGGGGUUCUGACUUCCAAUUCUACUCCAGUGGCGUCUUUACAGGGGAUUGUGGUACUGACCUAGAUCAUGGUGUUACUGCUGUUGGUUAUGGGACCGCCAACAAUGGGACUAAGUAUUGGCUAGUGAAGAACUCAUGGGGCACAAGUUGGGGUGAAGAGGGGUACAUACGGAUGCAAAGAGAUGUUGAAGCAGAAGAUGGCCUUUGUGGUAUUGCAAUGCAGGCUUCAUAUCCCACUGCCUAA
Molecule: messenger RNA, 1026 nt
Organism: Ilex paraguariensis (yerba mate)
Lineage: Eukaryota; Viridiplantae; Streptophyta; Magnoliopsida; Aquifoliales; Aquifoliaceae
Source: the annotation of a GenBank genome assembly